AUGUUGCAUUCCAGUCCGAAAAGCCAUCGCAGCGGCGAGGUGCAUCCACUGCUCGAAACUCACUCCACUCCGCUCUCCCCGCAACAUUCCACCAGCAGUAGCUGUGUUAGUCGGUGGAGUUUGUUAGCCGUCGUCUCGACACUCUUGUUCAUGGCUGCGGUCUUUGGUGUCUUCAAGCCCAAUGUAUCAACUCUGCGAAGCGCCACGACAGUAGCCCCCGACGCCAAGUUUGACCUGUUCACGCCCAUUUUCAAUGCCGAAGCUCCACCGCAAAGUCUCUUCAACCACACUGAUGCCCAGAAGAACCUACUACCACCCAAGUUCUUGGCUCCCGGUCUCGUGGGAUCGCGUCCCAUUCCGACUAACGACUGGUGGGGCAACUUGAUUGGAGCUACUGUCGGCGAGGAAAACGUUGUCCACCCUGUGUGGACCAACCCAUACAGCGUGACGCCUUCCAUCUUCAUGGAGCCCUACGGUCUCACGAUGAACUACCCGUACACAACCCGUUUGUUCGGAGGCGGCUUGACUGGCAACGGUGACGCUGAGAUGUACUACCUCCACGGCCAAAUCCCUGAGUUCUCCUUCUCCGCGACGGAGUUCUCCAACUCGUCUCACCCAAUCUUCGAGGUUUUCGACUGGGACGACCUCACUGUGCAGCUCCGCUUCUUGUCUCGUGAAGACUCGUCGAAGAAGUUCGAGGCGACUCUGGCUAGUGGCAUGGCAUUCGUCACUGCUCGCUACUUCGGUCUCACUCCACGUUUCCAGACUUAUUACAACAUCUCAUCGAUCAACGGCCUGGACGCCACGGAGUCCGUCCACCUCCCUCUGACCAACGAUCGCUACGUGCUGCAGUUCAACAACGGAGCUACGUGGACGCUCUACUUCUCCAACGAAGUCACGCUGCGCUUCGACGGCCACUCUACGCUUGACAUGGAGAAGCCGUUCACAGGUAUCGCUCGUGUCGCUCUGAUCCCGGAUGCCUCUGCACAGGAGCAGACCAUCUUUGACCAAACGGCGAGCUGCGUCCUCAAUGGGGGUCGCGUUGAAGCCCACAACGAAGAUGCCUACGCCUACAAGUGGCAGACCAGCGGUGACUGCACCAAUGGAAUGUUGCACUACGCUCAGGUGCACCACAUUGACACUCUGGAUCGUAGAUACGCCACCGAAGCGGAAGGAGUGGCUGCUCACUCUACAACACGUGGACUGAUGCAGGGAGUUGUGACCACGAGCUCGCCACCCGAGUGGCGUAUGGUGGAAACGGUGGAAUUCCCGGUGGACUUCUAUCCGCCACGCAAGCCUGACUCGAGCGUAGUCGAAGCUUACGAAAUGAAGAAGAAUCUGAUCGCCGAUAUCAACUCGCAGUGGUCCAUCGCGUUGGGACAGAGCUACUACUUCAACGGCAAGGCUGCGCAAAAGUACGCAUCACUGUGUCUAAUGGCUGGAGACUCGUCCAUUGUGGGUCAAGACACCGAGUUGCUUACCCACUGCAUUACGAAGCUGGAAGGGUUAUUGACGCCAUUCCUUAACAAUACGUGGACCAACGCACUCAACUAUGAUACCAUCUACCGAGGUAUCGUGAGCUCGCAGGGCUUUACGCUCAACGACCCGAACGUCGACUUCGGCAACACCAUGUACAACGACCACCACUACCACUACGGCUACUGGGUCGUCACUGCUGCUAUCGUCAACAAACUGGACCCCACGUGGUCGGGGAUCCCUGCGAUGAACCGCAUGGCUGGAUUCAUGAUCCGCGACGUCGCAAACCCGUCGGAUGCGGACCCGUACUUCCCCAAGUUCCGCAGUCUUGACUGGUACCGUGGCCACUCGUACUCGCAUGGCAUCACGGCACUUGGAGACGGCAAGGACGAAGAGAGCACGUCUGAAGAUGUGAAUUUCUACUACGGCAUGACGCUGCUGGGCAAAGUCACUGGAGACAAACACCUCGAAACGGUCGGCAAGCUCAUGGUCAAGCUCAACGCUCGUGCCAUUCAGACGUACUUCCUGCUGGAAGACGGCAAUCGUGCCCACCCGGACCGCUACCGUGACAACAAGGUCAUGGGCAUUCUCUUCGACAACAAGGUCAACUACGCUACGUGGUUCAGUGGCGAGAAGUACGCGAUCCACGGCAUCCAGAUGCUCCCAGCUACAGCUGUGACUCAAUUCGUACGCACACGCGAGUUUGUCGAACAGGAAUGGGACCAGAUCUUGGCUCGUGAGCCCAUCGUCCAGAACGACGAGCAGACAAAUCCGUGGCUCUCGCUUCUCUACAUGAACUACGCCACUGUCAACAAGGAGUUUGCGCUUGAAAAGCUCCGCACUGUCACGAUGGAUGACGGACUGUCCCGCUCCUGGGCGAUGUACAUUGCAGCCACCCGGCCGUAA
Molecule: messenger RNA, 2382 nt
Organism: Phytophthora infestans T30-4
Lineage: Eukaryota; Oomycota; Peronosporomycetes; Peronosporales; Peronosporaceae
Product: endo-1,3(4)-beta-glucanase, putative
Exons: 1
Coding region: 1-2382 (793 amino acids)
Molecular function (GO): endo-1,3(4)-beta-glucanase activity
Source: RefSeq, a predicted model, not a curated record